ACAAUUGGGAGGCGAAGGCCGAUGCCCUUACACGUGAGACAAGCGACCUGACUCAUGACUUUUUUUUUGGACAAAUCAGGCAGCCACUGAUUCCCUUCAUUAUGGCCUCUGCUUUACCUCUGAGCAAUCAGUGUGAUCAAUUCCUGUGUUGCAUCCUUUGCCUGGGCGGUGGCGCUCCGCACGGCCGAAGCUGGGCGUGGUCCAGAUGACUUUGGAUCCCAGUUGGCGCCCCCAGGGGUAGCAAGCAGAAUAGUUGGGGCAAACGUGCCUGCGGCAAUCCGCCCGAAGCCUUUAGUCUCUCUCGGGCUUCCGUCCGCCCCCUCCCCUGCGUUCCCAUUGGCUGUAGCGCCGGCCCAGUAAAGGGAGCAAGUGGGCGGGGCCGCGUGGCGUCAGCGCAAGAUGGCGGCCUCGGCAGUGCUGUUCUCGCGCUUGCGGAGCGGGCUCCGGCUAGGCUCGCGGGGACUGUGCACGAGGUUGGCGACGCCACCCCCCCGGGCUCCAGAUCAGGUCGCCGAGAUCGGGAGCCGCGGGGGCACUCAGGCACAGGGGCCACAGCAGCAGCCGGGCUCGGAGGGUCCCAGCUAUGCCAAAAAAGUUGCUCUCUGGCUUGCUGGGCUGCUUGGAGCUGGUGGGACCGUGAGCGUUGUCUAUAUCUUUGGAAACAACUCUGUGGACGAAAAAGGUGCCAAGAUUCCUGAUGAAUUCGACAAUGAUCCAAUUCUGGUACAGCAGUUGCGCCGGACAUACAAAUAUUUCAAAGAUUACAGACAGAUGAUCAUCGAGCCCACCAGCCCUUGCCUUCUCCCAGACCCUCUGCAGGAGCCGUACUACCAGCCGCCCUAUACACUCGUUUUGGAGCUCACUGGCGUCCUCUUGCAUCCUGAGUGGUCGCUGGCCACUGGCUGGCGGUUUAAGAAGCGCCCAGGCAUCGAGACCCUGUUCCAGCAGCUUGCCCCUUUAUAUGAAAUUGUCAUCUUUACGUCGGAGACUGGCAUGACUGCGUUUCCACUCAUUGACAGCGUGGACCCCCACGGCUUCAUCUCCUACCGCCUAUUCCGGGACGCCACGAGAUACAUGGAUGGGCACCAUGUUAAGGACAUUUCGUGUCUCAAUCGGGACCCAGCUCGAGUAGUCGUUGUGGACUGUAAGAAGGAAGCCUUCCGCCUGCAGCCCUAUAACGGCGUCGCCCUGAGGCCCUGGGAUGGCAACUCUGAUGACCGGGUCUUGUUGGACCUGUCAGCCUUUCUCAAGACCAUUGCACUGAACGGUGUGGAGGACGUGCGGACUGUGCUGGAGCACUACGCCCUGGAGGACGACCCGCUGGCGGCUUUCAAACAGCGGCAAAGCCGGCUAGAGCAGGAGGAGCAGCAGCGCCUGGCCGAGCUCUCCAAGUCCAACAAGCAGAACCUCUUCUUCAGCUCCCUCACCAGCCGCUUGUGGCCUCGCUCCAAACAGCCCUGACCUCUGGGCCUCCUCAAACUCAGUGCCUAGGUCCAGGGCCCCAGAGCUUCCAGACCAAGACUUGGGCCACCACUUGUCCAAUAAAGUACAUCCCAGACGCCACACCUGCUGUGUCUGGAAAGUCUCCAGAUGGGGGCAUCGGGGUGUGGUCCGGGACUCGGGUCACCGUCCCACCGUGGCUGAUCGGCUGUCAAGCACAGAGGGGUGCUUUGUUGGAUCAGAGCUGAUUGUUAACCCUGGUCUGAGAAUCUGAAAACCCUCAGCUGUGUCUUCCUGUGUGCUGUGUGAUCUGUAAAAAAUACAUCUCCCUCUCUGA
Molecule: messenger RNA, 1777 nt
Organism: Sapajus apella (tufted capuchin)
Lineage: Eukaryota; Metazoa; Chordata; Mammalia; Primates; Cebidae
Gene: TIMM50
Product: translocase of inner mitochondrial membrane 50
Exons: 11
Coding region: 400-1461 (353 amino acids)
Molecular function (GO): phosphoprotein phosphatase activity
Source: RefSeq, a predicted model, not a curated record